AACAAAGACAAACCCCAUUAAAACACCAUUGUUCUUCACCAUUUUCCUCUACUUCAGUCAAUUGAAGCCAAUAAUCCUCUCUUCUCUUCACAGUUGAAGCAAUGGCAGCCGUGAACUCCAGUGUGUUGGCUUGCAACUACGCCAUCUCCAGCACCGCAUCAUCCGAUGCCAACUGGAAGCUUGCAGCCAUGCCGUCUGUUGCAUCAUCACCGGUUGCAUCGACCCCCAAGUUUCCAAUGAUCAAGGCCCAACAGGCUAAAGCUUCUGAUUCCAAGGUAGAGAGAGGGAGCGAGGGUCGUAGAGCUGCACUUCUUUGCCUAGCGGCCGCUCUCUUCACAAGUACUGCUGCCUCCACCUCGUCUGCCAACGCCGGGAUCAUCGAAGAGUACCUCGAGAGGAGCAAGGCCAACAAGGAACUCAAUGACAAGAAGAGGCUGGCCACAAGUGGAGCAAACUUCGCCCGUGCUUACACAGUAGAGUUUGGCACCUGCAAGUUCCCUGAGAACUUCACCGGCUGCCAGGAUCUCGCCAAACAAAAGAAAGUACCUUUUAUAAGUGAUGACUUGGAGUUGGAGUGUGAGGGGAAGGAUAAAUACAAGUGUGGUUCUAAUGUUUUCUGGAAAUGGUGAACAGGCUGUCUCUCUGCUCUACCCCAACUUGUAAUUAAUUACUCUAAUCAAAUUUUCCAAUUGAGAAACUUUUGAUUCAAUUGUUGUGUAAUUCUCUGAUUUCUCUUUCAUAUUCCACUGCUUUCUUGUUUUCUGUUAAA
Nelumbo nucifera (sacred lotus) is the source of this 769-nucleotide messenger RNA. Its product is annotated as photosystem I reaction center subunit N, chloroplastic-like. Gene Ontology annotation, cellular component: chloroplast photosystem I. Gene Ontology annotation, biological process: photosynthesis. Lineage: Eukaryota; Viridiplantae; Streptophyta; Magnoliopsida; Proteales; Nelumbonaceae. The record is from RefSeq and is a predicted model, not a curated record.